Ornithodoros turicata is the source of this 7333-nucleotide messenger RNA. RefSeq lists its product as uncharacterized. The coding region runs from base 385 to 4539 and encodes 1384 amino acids. Gene Ontology annotation, molecular function: kinesin binding. Lineage: Eukaryota; Metazoa; Arthropoda; Arachnida; Ixodida; Argasidae. The record is from RefSeq and is a predicted model, not a curated record. The transcript has 20 exons. Gene Ontology annotation, cellular component: nuclear envelope; membrane; perinuclear region of cytoplasm. Gene Ontology annotation, biological process: nucleus organization; cytoskeleton organization; nuclear migration.
GUUGAAAACGUUACAAAUGCGAGACGACCGUUGUGAUUAUGGAGGUGUGCGGAAUUGUGAUGGGGCUACAGACGGCUUUGGAGUAGUACGCGCGCACCCGGUGGUGGUGGUGAGCGCCGCUGAAUCAUAAAGUGGUCGUGUGACGUGCGGUGUCCGGUGAAGUGCAAGGAGAUCAGUGGUUGUGCAUUUUGUGGGUAAGGGUGGUGGUAGCGUGUGUGUGUGUGUGAAGCAAAGUGAAAAUAUGCGCGAUCGUUAAAGCCGAGUUGUGAUGCUGAUCACGGAUUGCUUGUUCCGAUGACGAAGGAAGUUUGAAGAGAGGGAGGUUGAUGAAGCGGAGGAUUUUGAACUCAUCGGUCGCAUAUGAAGUGAAUUGAUUUUUUGUUCAUGGCGGCUGCUCCAGACAACGGAUGCCAGCGUAUCGCACCCCAGCGUCGCAAAUCUAAGUGCCACACAACCUCGUCAGUACCGACAUCACAAGAGCUCAAACCUCGCAAUGCAUGCGUGCUUGUGAGAUUCAGACACAAGUUCUACUUAGUCCAUACUCGAAAGCUUCCCCACCUCUUGGUUUUAGCAAGAGGUACGCUCAAAGACUGGAGGCUACAGCUUCACCCAGCUUACCUGCUCCUCAAACGUCGUUCUGGAAGAAUUGUCAAAUUUCUGCCACAAUUCUUUAAAGGGAGAAGGCGCGAUGGGGCGUGGAACAGCGAAUUUGGAGGGGAGAUCACUGCGCCCAUCAAAAGCAGCAUUCAGGAAAACGCCGAGUGCAGGCGGAGAAAGGUGGAACACCGUACAGCACGCGUGAGAAAGAGAAAAGAGAGUGAGAAGACAGUUUCCGACGAAGAGAGAUCAACCGAAGAGAGCAACAUGGAAAGUCCACAAGGGACGCUGCGAAGGGAAUUGCGAAGGGAUGACUUUUGGGAGGCCAUCAGUCCCGACUACAACUACCUCAUGGAUUGUGAACUUAUUCAAAGCUGCAGGGAGGCCCGAGGAGAGUUGGCUCUGGACGAGGCAGGAGUGUCACCUUUGUGUGACACCUUAUCCUUUGCAAAAUUCGUCCGGCAGUUCAACCACUUGCAUGACUGGCUACACGAGUUGCACUCCUCUAUCCUUGACUCGAUGCCUGAACAACGGCCCGAUGCGAUUGUUCGAGUACAGCAGGAGUUGCAUCAGCAUGAGGCUUCAGUGAAACUCUUUGCCGAAGAGGCACAGAACCUAUGUGCUGUGGGUCCAAACAUGAAAGAGGAUGUCAACCGUAGAAUGAAUUUGCUCAGCAACAAGUGGGAAGCCGUGUCGAGAGCUGUCGAGCCCAGCAAGGAGGAUACAAUGGAACCGAGUGGCUUUCAAGAGGUUGCUCAGGAGAUGAGGCGCCUUCGUGGUUGGCUGAGGGAACUGGAGGGUCGUCUUCCAUCACAGCUAGUGGGAUCAUCGUGUUCAUUUCAACAACUGCAAGAACAUCUCAGCGAACAGCAGGCUGUGCAACAGGAGAUUGAAUCCCGUGGACGCUUCGUGAAGUCUCUUCUUCGUCAGUGCGAAUCCCUGAGCUGCACCAGCGCUGGCGCGGGCGAAGCCACUGACAGUUCGUUGCAGGGUGCAGGGGAAGCGUCUUCAUUGCGGAAAAGUUCUUCGUCUCUGCCACUUCCUUCGUGGAAAGCGCAGAGGUUCUGUCGCGUCGCAGCGAACCUUGAGAAGCGAUGGCAUGGCCUCUGGUUGAAGUCCCUCGAAUGGCAAUGCCGUCUCGAACAGCUCAUCAAUAAAUACGGCAAUCAGGGAAGCCAACAGUGGGACUCUGGUAGUGACAGGGGUCACGGGGACGAGCCACUCAGCAAGCAACCGCGACUGAGCAACGAAUGGGACGAAGACCUUUCAGCCAUGGAAGUGACAGUUCCGUUGCCUGGAGCAAAUGUUGCUCAAGACCCCGUUCGACAGUCCGACUCUCCUACUCCUCAGUGGGAUAUUCCACCACCCGUCCAGCCAGCUGCUCCUACUUACCUCGAAAAGGGUGUCAUGGUAGGAACGACGGGUAUCGCUGAACUGAAGGCUAAAACUGGCAGCGGUCGCUUUGAAAUCAUACAAGAUGUCGGCUACUCCAGCGAGAGUUCGACGCAACUUUCGAGCGAGGACUGUAUUCAUAUCUACAGCUACGGCCCGGAAGAAACGUCGAAAUCUUACUGGGAAAACGACGCCGGUGACGUGGAACGACCGGGAUUGGAAGGGCGCUGGAAUUCAGCUCCAGAAGAAGACUACGAGGACUACAAGACCUGUCCGCUGAUUCAGAACACCGGCCCGGCCGCAGAUCUCUACCGGAUGACUUCUCUGGAACCCGAAGGUGGAUUCUCCGACUUAAACAGCGAAGCCGUCAAUGCUAUCUUGGGCGACGACGACGAGUGGAAGGAUGGCCUUGCAGACGGCUUGUCGAGUGAGAAACAAGACACGUCGAACUCGUCGUGCCCAUUGGAUGUCUCUUUCAUGACGGAGGUUGCCGCUGUACGCCGAGUGAAGAGGACGCUCGAGACGACAAAAGUGACAAAAGUGCAGGAGUGGUUGGAAAGGUGCAACUCGUCGGCAGGUGGUGAGGAAGACGAAGACAGCGCGCCGUGCCACGUGGACAGUUCGUGCGACGCCAGCGGGGAGUACACAACCAACGAGGAAGACAACGACAGUGAUGCAGCGGACACAUCAUCCUCAGGAAGUCAAGGAAGAACGACAUCCAGGAGUGUGUCUCUCAGCAAGUCCGGAACAGGUUCAGUGGAGACUGUAGUACAGGUCGGAGCUGGUGGAGAUGCUCGAUACGGUGGUGUGGUCAUGAGGACUGGCCUGAGGAGCAAAAAGAGAGGCCGGGACAGGCCUUGGAGCGUCACGGACGUGAAAGGAGCGGGUGCCCUGUCAGCAUUGUCACCUUUCUCAACGUCGGAGACAGCGCUGAAUGUGCUCAUGAGCGCUGCGUCGGGGCAGCAAGGUCUGGGCAGCGAAGGACGACCUCGCACGUGUUCAGUGGGCGUCCAGAAGGACCUGUCAGACCUCUCCUCUCCGGAACACCGUCUACAUCGUCAGAGAAGGGCACGAGCAUUCCGCAGCCGAACGUUCCGCUCGGACUCGAGCUCCGAGGCAGUGUCGGGAUCUUCCUCUGCACGACUUCGUCGAGUACGGGAUGUUUCAGCGGCAUCACUAUCCGGGAGUGCUGGCCACCUCUCAGGGCAUCACACUUCAUCGUCAGGAACAGAGAACUACCAUGACUGCAUGGGAAUCUCACAAGCGUCAUUAAAUGGUUUUCCUGUAUGUGACGCAACACUGACUCACGUGGAAGAGCAGAGCUCGGUGUCAGACCAGAUGUGGGAUGACUACCAGGAUCCGCCAUACUGCAGUGAACCCUACUCAGAGCAGACAGCGGAUGAAGACCAAGUUAAGAAGCUGUUGCAUUUUGGAGAUGACUACAGAGCAUUCAUUGGGAGUCAUUCGGACACAUCCUCUCUAAGUGGACUUCACGAAGGGCCACGACGACCUCCACAUAAGCUCCCACGAUCUACGUCCAAGACGCAGGUUAAUGCAGCGACAGACUUCGACUCUGACUCCGAUGUGGAAGACUUCCAGCACCUGCUGGGGCAGAGCGUCCGUGCUUACCAGUUUAUCCAAAACACCCUACAAAAGCACCUGAAUAGGGAACCCAAAGAAAUUGCCACUUCAAAAUUUGCUGAACUGGUUGCUACCUGCCAAACGAAUCUCCACUGCCUCCAAGUGAUCAAGGUUCACCUUCACACUGGUGCACAUUCUCCCCAGCUGGAAAAAUUGAUCAGCCAAUGGGAAGCGCUGCUGACGGAGCUUCAGCGCCGUCAGUCUACCACGCAAAAGAGUACAGAGUCCAGUGGAAACCAGCCCCAACAGCAGGAAGCAGACGUGCUCAGCGACAUAGCUGCCCUGCGUGCUGAACUCGAUGCACUGGCUAGGCUGGUGAGAAAGCCCAGCCCCAAAAUGAGCAGUGAUCUUGCUUCAGAGGAACAUGACCUGCCUAGGAUGGAGCAGCGGGUGCAGGAGCUCAAGGUGGCAUUAUCGUCGUUACACGGCAUCCGGGAGUCCCUGCUUGAGGUGAAGCUGAAGGUGCAUAGACUGACAGCUGAGGGUGGAUCUCCCUGCUUCAGGGAGCACGUGCAGGACCUGUAUCGCCAAUGGGACGAUGCGUACGAAAUGAGUGGUGCCAAGCUGACGGAGCUCCAAGCAAUGAAGAACCAGUGGGGUGCUGAGAGCCAGGAUGCUUUGUCUGAAAGGGUUGCUGCGCUCGAGGACAGCACAGUUGUGACAUCGGAGAAGAAGGUUACGUCUGAGAACAGCAGAUCUCCCACAUCCAAGCCAUCAUCCAAGGACGAUCCACCGAGCGGUCGUCGUCUGUGGCGUAUCUUGAAAGCUGCCCUUCCCGUCCAAGUUGCAUUGGUGCUGCUCUACUGUGUGGCAUGUCUGAUGGAACCUCACUGUUGUGACCUCCUCAACAACUUUCAUGCUUCAUUUGGACCACAGCUCAGCUACACCCAUGGUCCACCACCAGUAUGAAGUGAAGACACCACCCCUUGAAACGUCCCUCCGCUACAUCGCUGUAGAUGUGUCAGUGAUUGGUCUGCUUCCGCACUGCCCUCUGGAUCUCGAGACAAGGGGACGAUGGAACGAUCACCCUAUACACGUGUUGGGGCUCGGGAAGUCAUUAGAUUUCUGUCAUCACUGCCAUUUUAUGUCAUGCCCUGCACAAGCGAGCACAAAAUGUCUCCUGCAACGAACUGAUAAGAGGGAAUUUUUGCGGUGCAGCAAUAUUGUUUUUGAUGACGUUUGUUUCUGGUGCUGCAUUUUAUUUCGUUCUGUUAUAGACGUGCCUGCCUGGGACACAAAAAUUGAAUUGGCAUUGGGCGCGCGUAACUGUUAUGCCAAACGUACUCAUUAUAGUUAAAGUAAGAGAUUCACAGACAAAGGCAUUUAAACUUCAUAAUAUUGGAAAUUGCUUAUGAGAUCCAUAAUUUUUAGUAUAAGAGUAUGUUGUUCUUACAAUUUCAAGUUUUACAAGGUUACGAAGACUCUCCCUUGCUAGCAUUAUGCCUCGUACGGAAAUACGCAUCACUCUUCGCAUUAGAUGUGCCAUGUGACACGUAUAUGCAAAUGACAGUAGCGACAUUGUGUUAGCAUGUUGCACGUUUUGUGGUUAUCGUACGAACCUGCUCUGUUGCUCCCCAGUUUCUGCACAGUAUAACCAUGCACUGUGGUAUGUGACUAAGAAGCCUGUACUGGGGAGCCUGGAUUUGUACGAGUGUGCAACGGGACACGUCAUUUGAUGCGCACGAUUGCACACUUCUUCACACUUCAAGUGUUUAUGAUACAUGUAUACCAAUAUAGUGUAGCAGCAUGCAUUGUGGUGCACAUCGUGUCAUACCUGCAUGUGCUUGCUCAUUCGUGGGUAGAUAUUUUUAGCCGACUGCUGUGUAGUCGGCAUUAGUUAUGUGUUUCUUGCCAUGUCAUUCCUUCUGACAUUCAUUCUUGCCAAGUGUGAGAGGCUCAAAAAAAUCCAUUAACACAUUGAAAUUCAGCUUUUCACCUUACGCCUUCAUUUGGAAAUAAAAUUUACUUACAUUGUACUCGAUUUUUCGUCAUCCUCUGCACUUGCCAUCAGAGCAUUAUCUGAGAAAUCAAAGAAAAUUUAGUAGUAUGCAAAAUCCAUGGAUGCUGUGCAGAAAUUGAAAUCAAAUGAACACGAAAUUUGGAAACCUUCGGCUAUUCCAUGGCAGAUUAUCUGUACAUGUCAAAGGAUCAACUAUAGUUUAACCAAUGAACUAUCAGUGAACAUUAUCAGAGUACUACCAAAGAUUAGUUGAAGGCUAGCAGGUAGCCAGUAAGACAACGCAAAGCUAUGACUUAACAAAGUUAGUUUCAUCAAAAACUAUUUUGAGCCUUUUUAGAAACAAGUACAAAUUUUAGAUAUAGUGUAACAUUUUAUUAGGACAUGGCUGUUGAACGUUGUGCAGUGUCCAAGGGACCAUGCUUUUCCUUUCCACAUGCAGUGUUGGUGUACAUGCAGCACAUAUGGUAUGAUGAGCACUUAUUUGUUUUUUUGUGUUUUUCAUAGAGUUCUCUUGCCACUUUUCUUCACAGCCUUAUACCACAGGACAUAAAUUCAGUGUCACUACUUGUGAAGGACAGUACCAAGAUGAAUAUCUAUCUUGUGGACACAAUAAUAGUGCCACAGUAUGAGAUGAUUAGUGAGUGUCCAAUUCUUUGCAUUGUUGAAGUACUGGUAAGUUCUGUUUGCUACAGCAAGUAUUUUUUAUUUUAUUUUUUGUCUGCGUUAGUGUUUGUUUUUGCUUGAAUUGAAACACUGGUGUACAUUUUUUUGUGCUAUGUUAGCACAAGUUUGGUUCAGGUAACGUGGAUUCCAUUCUAGAUACAUCUACAAUCCAGCAUGUGGAAUUACAAUUUGUGAAUGUAUUGCGAGGUACAAAGAUGUGUGAACCAAGCAAUUCAUUUAUUAUGUGCCUUUCUCACAUUGAUACGUCCCACUUCUGUGUCAGAUGUGCAAGUAGUAUUUUUAUACGUGUCUGUUUGUUACGCAUUCUACACAGUAAUGUUCAUGCGUAGAACUGCUCACAGGAAGUUAGCCUUUACUGUUUUGGAGUACAAGACAUCACAAUAACGUAAAAUUACGUAAAAUUUGCAUGCUCACACGAACUUUCUACAUUUGUCCACAAUUUGUGUGUCCUUCACUGUACCAUGUACUUUUGCGUCCUGAUGAAAUUCAUCUCGGGCCGUUGUAACUGGCGUCACAUUUUUGUAAGUCGUCGUCGUCGUAGUUCUGAGCCAUUAACCAUUACUCAUUUUUUUUAAAAGAAAAUCUCCUUCAGGCAUUUCAGUGAAAUUGUCAUGAAGUCUUAUAUUUUACAGAAAGGUAUUUUACUGUAUCAGCUCUGUUACUUAGUAUUUAUUUUUUCAUGCUGUCAUUACCUUUUUAGUAAAAAACCUAUGUAGACUCAUUUGAAAUGAGAUACGUAUAAGCAUUUACGGACUCCAAGAUUGCAGUAAAUCGUAUCUAGUCAGGUGACAAAUUGCACUGCAUCAAAAGCUUGUAUGAAAACUUGUCAUGACGGUUUCACUGAGGCUCUGCAAUAGGAAGCGCCUUGCAUGUGGUGGAUUUAUGGAAAGCCAAAAAGAAAUGAAGAGAAGUACUAUAUGACAAAAAGGUAUGUAUACACUUCCUGCUGUUACUGAAAAAUUAUGAAAAAAUGUGAGAACACAGUAUGUUCUACAUAUAGUUGCUCUUUGUAGCCUUUGUUUUUCUAUGUCCCAUAAAUAAAAGUAUAGCUCCACAAAG